AUGUACGAUAGUUCUAUGUCUGUGGCCUCAGGGGCCGAGGACGACUGCGGGAAGGUCAGGAAGACAGGGGGCGCUGUGGAGGGGAGAGGCGUUACCCCACACUCAUCCACCCUCAAGGAAGAAGAGUUACCCCACAUUCAUCCACCCUCAAGGAAGAAGAGUUACCCCACAUUCAUCCACCCUCAAGGAAGAAGAGUUACCCCACAUUCAUCCACCCUCAAGGAAGAAGAGUUACCCCACACUCUUCCACCCUCAAGGAAGAAGAGUUACCCCACACUCAUCCACCCUCAAGGAAGAAGAGUUACCCCACACUCAUCCACCCUCAAGGAAGAAGAGUUACCCCACACUCAUCCACCCUCAAGGAAGAAGAGUUACCCCACACUCAUCCACCCUCAAGGAAGAAGAGUUACCCCACACUCUUCCACCCUCAAGGAAGAAGAGUUACCCCACACUCUUCCACCCUCAAGGAAGAAGAGUUACCCCACACUCAUCCACCCUCAAGGAAGAAGAGUUACCCCACAUUCAUCCACCCUCAAGGAAGAAGAGUUACCCCACACUCUUCCACCCUCAAGGAAGAAGAGUUACCCCACACUCAUCCACCCUCAAGGAAGAAGAGUUACCCCACACUCAUCCACCCUCAAGGAAGAAGAGUUACCCCACACUCAUCCACCCUCAAGGAAGAAGAGUUACCCCACACUCAUCCACCCUCAAGGAAGAAGAGUUACCCCACACUCUUCCACCCUCAAGGAAGAAGAGUUACCCCACACUCUUACACCCUCAAGGAAGAAGAGUUACCCCACACUCAUCCACCCUCAAGGAAGAAGAGUUACCCCACACUCUUCCACCCUCAAGGAAGAAGAGUUACCCCACACUCAUCCACCCUCAAGGAAGAAGAGUUACCCCACACUCUUCCACCCUCAAGGAAGAAGAGUUACCCCCCACACUCUUCCACCCUCAAGGAAGAAGAGUUACCCCACACUCUUCCACCCUCAAGGAAGAAGAGUUACCCCACACUCAUCCACCCUCAAGGAAGAAGAGUUACCCCACACUCUUCCACCCUCAAGGAAGAAGAGUUACCCCACACUCAUCCACCCUCAAGGAAGAAGAGUUACCCCACACUCAUCCACCCUCAAGGAAGAAGAGUUACCCCACACUCAUCCACCCUCAAGGAAGAAGAGUUACCCCACACUCAUCCACCCUCAAGGAAGAAGAGUUACCCCACACUCUUCCACCCUCAAGGAAGAAGAGUUACCCCACACUCUUCCACCCUCAAGGAAGAAGAGUUACCCCACACUCAUCCACCCUCAAGGAAGAAGAGUUACCCCACAUUCAUCCACCCUCAAGGAAGAAGAGUUACCCCACACUCUUCCACCCUCAAGGAAGAAGAGUUACCCCACACUCAUCCACCCUCAAGGAAGAAGAGUUACCCCACACUCAUCCACCCUCAAGGAAGAAGAGUUACCCCACACUCAUCCACCCUCAAGGAAGAAGAGUUACCCCACACUCAUCCACCCUCAAGGAAGAAGAGUUACCCCACACUCUUCCACCCUCAAGGAAGAAGAGUUACCCCACACUCUUCCACCCUCAAGGAAAAAGAGUUACCCCACACUCAUCCACCCUCAAGGAAGAAGAGUUACCCCACACUCUUCCACCCUCAAGGAAGAAGAGUUACCCCACAACUCAUCCACCCUCAAGGAAGAAGAGUUACCCCACACUCUUCCACCCUCAAGGAAGAAGAGUUACCCCACACUCUUCCACCCUCAAGGAAGAAGAGUUACCCCACACUCUUCCACCCUCAAGGAAGAAGAGUUACCCCACACUCAUCCACCCUCAAGGAAGAAGAGUUACCCCACACUCUUCCACCCUCAAGGAAGAAGAGUUACCCCACACUCAUCCACCCUCAAGGAAGAAGAGUUACCCCACACUCAUCCACCCUCGAGGAAGAAGAGUGACCCCACACUCAUCCACCCUCAAGGAAGAAGAGUUACCCCACACUCAUCCACCCUCAAGGAAGAAGAGUUACCCCACACUCUUCCACCCUCAAGGAAGAAGAGUUACCCCACAUUCAUCCACCCUCAAGGAAGAAGAGUUACCCCACACUCUUCCACCCUCAAGGAAGAAGAGUUACCCCACACUCAUCCACCCUCAAGGAAGAAGAGUUACCCCACACUCUUCCACCCUCAAGGAAGAAGAGUUACCCCACACUCUUCCACCCUCAAGGAAGAAGAGUUACCCCACACUCAUCCACCCUCAAGGAAGAAGAGUUACCCCACACUCAUCCACCCUCGAGGAAGAAGAGUUACCCCACACUCAUCCACCCUCGAGGAAGAAGAGUGA
Knipowitschia caucasica is the source of this 2337-nucleotide messenger RNA. The record is from the annotation of a GenBank genome assembly. Lineage: Eukaryota; Metazoa; Chordata; Actinopteri; Gobiiformes; Gobiidae.